AAUUGGCGCGCUUUUAGACACUCGCAAAGGCUUCUGGGUGCUUCAUGCGAGAAGAUGGCGUCUAAUGCGGACAAGACAGAGCAAGCCUCUGCUGAGGCAAACAGAGAUGUCCAGGAAGAGACAGAACAUUUCUCUGAACAACCGGACGUCCAGGAGGAUAACACCACUAGCCAUCAGGAGAAUAGCCAGACAGAGGAUAACAGCACAGAGACCUCACAGGAGGAGCCCCAAACACUGUAUGUCGCUAUUCAGCCAGGUGCCAACAUGGAGAAUCCCCAAGUGGAACAGCCUGCCGUCUAUGUGGAGGUGGUAGAGGCAGGAAAUGGCGCAGAGAUUGAGUCUGGUGACCAGCAUGUUGUCCAGCAGGAGAUGAUCAUCGAUCAAAGUGGGAGCACCCAGACAGACGUGACAACCAUUCCAACAACUGUACUGUCACAAGUCGUAGACCAGGCAACCCUCUCCACCAUGCAGGCAGAGAUGAUUGCUGUACAGGUGCUCUCCCAGUCUGCGUCAGGAGACAUCCAGUACUUGCAGCAGCAGUCUCAUGCCCAGUUCAUCCCAAUAGUGUCUGCAACAGAUGCAAACGCCUUGUCAAAUUUGCAAGCGACAUUGAGUCAGAUGCCUUUAGGCGCUUUCCAAAUUGCCUCGAGUCAGUCAGGUGGUGCCACCCAUACCAUAACUCUUCCUGGAGGUCAGACCAUCCAGGUACCAAUUACGCAGGUUGCAGUCAGCUCAUCCGGUACGGAUGUGUCCUCUGCUACUACCACUAACAUGAUGGCUACCACCACUGAGGCCAUCAUCGCGGCGGCUGCGGCUGGUGAGGCAGCGGGUCAGGGCGGGGCAGCUGAGGGCUUGUCUGAGAUGGGGCAGCAUCUAGAAGAGUCAGAGAUUCCCGAGGAUCACGAGGAAGGAGAGGAAGGAGAUGAUGAUGAUGGCAAACCCAAGUACACAUGUGACAUUUGCCACAAGUCGUACAUCCGCUCCUGGUCCUACUACGGCCACAUGCGGGAACAUGCCUCCGGGGAGAAGCAACACAAGUGUGAAGUUUGUGGCAAAGUUUUCAAUUAUGCCAGUAACCUGCGGCAACACAUGCUGAUCCACACAGGUGAGAAGCCCUAUGAGUGUGAGUAUUGUGACAAGGCCUUCAGUAACCCAAGUUCCCUGCGUUCCCAUGUGCUGUCGCACUCGGAGGAGAGACCUUUUGUCUGUGACCAGGAGGGAUGUGGCAAGUCAUUUAACAACCCUGGCUCACUACGAGUGCAUCGGCGAGUGCACCAAGAAGACAAGCCGCAUAUCUGUGAACAUGAAGGUUGUGACAAGGCAUUUAAGACAGCCGCUGAGCUGUCACGCCAUGCCUUCCGUCACACUGGAGAAAAGCCCCAUAAGUGUGACCAGUGCGAGAAAGCCUUCAUUCGCUAUGACGACCUCAAGCGUCACUACAGGAUUCACACCGGGGAGAAGCCAUUCAAGUGUGACCAGUGUGAUUUUGCAUGCAUCCAGUCGUUCGACCUUGUCAAGCACAAGUUCACUCACAGUGGGGACAAGCCGUACAAGUGUGACUCUUGCCCGAAGCAGUUUACACGCCCCGCCCGCCUCAGGGAUCACAUGCGGACCCAUACAGGCGAAAAACCCUAUGUAUGUGAUGUGUGCGGCAAGGGUUUUGCAAUCCAGACAGGAUUAAAGUCCCACCAGUCAGUCCAUACAGGCGACAAGCCAUUCAAGUGUGAUGAGUGUGAGAAGACUUUCCGCACAGCACUGGAACUGCAGGCUCACAUGGGCCGCCAUACUGGUGUAAAGCCCUUUAAGUGUGACAUUUGUGACAAGGAGUUCAUCUCUGCCAUUACCUUCAAGCGUCAUGCGAUUGUACACACAGGUGAGAAGCCAUACGAGUGCCAGGAGUGUGGUAGAAGAUUCGCACGCUCAACUGACCUGAAGGUUCAUCUACCAGUACAUAGCGAGGACAAGCCGUACAAGUGUGGCGAGUGUGAGAAGAUGUUCACACGCUUCAGUACCCUGAAGGAACACAUCAGAACACACACUGGCGAGCGUCCAUUCAAGUGUGAUGAGUGUGGACGUGAGUUCAACCACCGAAGCCACUUCAACAAUCACUUGCGCAUUCACACGGGUGAAAAACCCUUCAAGUGCGACACAUGUGACAAAGACUUCUCUCGCAAGGCUAGUCUGCGCUACCACAUGAAGGUUCAUUCCAAGUCUGGUGGUCGCACACGCACACCCAGCAAGAAACGCUUCAUGGAGGACGACGCUGAGAUGAUUGACAGCUCCUCUAUGACUGAGCCAGAAAGCACUGUCAACGUCAGUCACCUUGGAAGCGAGGCUGAUGUCCAGCUAGCCGAGGCUCUGGUCGCCGUCAGCGAGUCAGUGAUUGGUGCAGAGGGAGGCAUGGAUACGGCACAUGUGGUUGCCGUGGAAACCACGGGGCAUGAGGGCGACGAGGGAGUUAUGCAGGGUCAGACGUCUGGUCAAAUUAUGAUCGAUCCGGUCUCCCAGGCAGCAGUGAACGCCGGGAUUUCUGCCAGUGACGCAGCUGAAGUGCUCGUCCAAUCAGCGGUCAGCACCUACUCGCAAAACCACGUGUCUAAUCAGAUCAUCGAGGUCACAACAUCAGACCAUGUGAGCCAGGGUAGCGAUGCCAGUCACGCCCAGAUGGUAGCUGACGCCAUUGCGCAAGGCUCAAUUAAUCCAAAUCAGGUCGCCAUAAUGCAGCUGUCACAAGGUACACACGUGGCCGUACCUGUGUCGGGUAUUGACAUGGAGACCAUGAACACGACCGUCCCUGCCGAGAUCCUUGCCGCGAUGGCCGCCGCCCAGUCUAGCAUGCUGUCCACCACAGCGAGUGGAGAGCAGCAACCGACGGUAACUAUCUCCUCACAGCCAAUGCAGCCAUUACUCGCAGAAGGGCACCAAGUCGGAGAUGAAACACAGCAGGCGGAGGGAGGGGAGGAAGGGAGCACACAGGUCACACUGGAGGAGGCCCAGGAAGAAAUGGAGACACAGUGAAUGGUAGAGAACAACAGAGCGAGAAUGAGGGAAAGGUCACUGGAGGAGGCCCAGGAAGAAAUGGAGACACAGUGAAUGGUAGAGAACAACAGGGCGAGAAUGAGGGAAGAAUCACGCAUGUACCUCUAGAGGAAGACAUAGAGGAAGAAGUGUGAAGAAGGCAUAAAAUAGUAAGAUGAAUAGAGGCAAAAGAUAGCAUGAAUGGUUGGAAACUUAAAGUGGCAGGGAUAAAGUAAAGGGCACAGAAGAAAUAGACGUGUGUGAAAAAAUAGAGUAUAAAUACUCAAACCCAGAGAUGGCACUGAGACAGAAUCGAAUCAUCGAAAAGCCGGCAGCACAAUGAUAUUCUUCACUUCACAGUGAUAUUUGUAAAUAUGUACAUCUUCAUUGUUUGACGCAGUAACUAGUUUCCACGAAGGACAGCACUGUUCUUGCCCUGUGGCCACUAGUAACUUGUCAGCGAAUGGACGGCUAGCGUCUUGUAAUUUCUUCUAUAGGGUAGUCCUUAAUAUAUUUUAAUGUCUUGACGGAGUUUCCAAUAUUUUAUAAACCAUUUCCAGUUUCUCGCUUGUGUGAUUCUUAUUUCUGUAAGUUGAUAUUUUUUGCAACAGAUCCAUACUUAUAGCAUUUUGUCUGGGUUAAUAAAGGUGUAUCUCCUUUAUGGUGGUGAUGAUAAGGUGCAUCACCUUAAUGGCGGUAAUGAUAAGGUGCAUCACCAUCAUGAUGAACAAUGCUAUUAAGGGUGACAGGGCCAUGUUGUAAGUCUUAUCUUUCUAUCUGACAAUCACUAAUAAAACGUGUUUUAAAACCUUGAA
Molecule: messenger RNA, 3833 nt
Organism: Nematostella vectensis (starlet sea anemone)
Lineage: Eukaryota; Metazoa; Cnidaria; Anthozoa; Actiniaria; Edwardsiidae
Product: zinc finger protein 184
Exons: 14
Coding region: 55-3018 (987 amino acids)
Biological process (GO): regulation of transcription by RNA polymerase II
Cellular component (GO): nucleus
Molecular function (GO): DNA-binding transcription activator activity, RNA polymerase II-specific; RNA polymerase II cis-regulatory region sequence-specific DNA binding
Source: RefSeq, a predicted model, not a curated record